CGACAUCAAUUUUUGUAAGAACAGGUAAACAAAAAUGGUAUAGAAAUUUGAAAGCGGCGUUGAUUCUGCGGUGCGCAAAGGAUUUGAAUCUUAUAUAUUCUCGUUUCUCGCCGUUUGCAUCGCCACGAAGAACAGAAGCUCGUAAUUUACUACUUCCAAAGCACUUUCUCUCUCACUCGCUGAUUCUGUCCAGUGCAUCCAUGGAGGGCAAUCCAUCGCUCAAGCGCCGGUUCUUAGAAACCGAAGAUAGCGAUUCUGCCAAACCACCUGCCCAAAAGCGAGUCCGGUUCCCGAAGGGUAAGAAGGUGAAGACUGGAGAUGCAUUUGUGGAUAUAGCGAAAGCUGAAGAAAACCCAAGUGACUUAACAGACCCAAGAUUUGCUGCUAAAGAGCGUGCGAAGCGACGGAAUCAAAUGACUGCUGACCUCUUCAGUGAAGAGAAUAGAGGCGUCGGGAAUGACAUAUCGGCAGCUGAAGUGACUUAUGAGGAGAAUGAGAACUUUGAUGAUGAUGGAAUUCAAAUGGAACCCUUCAAUUUAGACAAAGAGAGGGAAGAAGGUUAUUUUGAUGCAUCUGGGAAUUUUGUUGAAUAUGUUAACGAUAACGAAAUCAAGGAUGCAUGGCUUGAUAGUGUUGACAUUGAUCCAAAAUAUACCGGCAAAACCUCUUCAGUAAUAAAUAAUGAAGAUGAUGUUCAAGAGCUAUCUUCUGAUGAAGUUGGAAAGAUAAAGCGACGUAUUGCUGACCUGCUUGAGCCAGGUGAAACGGUUCUUCAAGCUUUGAGAAGGUUGAAAGGAAACUCCAAUGACAGGAAGGAAAAAAUGUCAGCUGAGACAAAACAAAUUUUUGAUAAGUUAACUGAAGAUGCUAUGAAACUUAUGGAUAAUGGUGAAUACAAUGUUUAUCAUGAAAAACAAGAGGUUUUUGAGCGUGAGGCAGAAGGAUAUGAAACAUUAGCUCGGGCGAAAGCUGGAACAUCCAUUAGCUUGCAUCCUGGAAAUUCCGACAUCAACAAGGGAACUGGUUUGUUGUCUGAUGAUCAAAAUCCUGGCAUGGGCUCAUUGUUCACAAAUCAAUCUGAAGUUGAUAUCUCUAGCAGUGGAACUGAUACAUUUGAUAUGUUUGCUGACGAUGACGAACAUACAGUUCCAUCUUCUAAUGAAAAUUUAGCAGCUGAUGCCAAUGGAGUCAAUCAACAAACUCCCAAUAACCUGAACCCUAAUUCUGAGAGUGGAGCUUCGCAAAAUGACUAUGUUUAUGAUGAAUCAUCUGGGUAUUAUUACAGUAGCAGCUUGGGGUAUUACUAUGAUCCAUCCACAGGACUCUUCUGUUCUGCUGCAUCCGGGCAAUGGUACUCUUAUAACGAGGAGAGUGGCGCAUAUGAUGAAAUCCAUGAAGCUGCAGCCCCUGAUGCCAAUUGAUAUAUGGGGGAGAGGAUUCGAUGGGCUGAACUGUACAGUGUAUACUGAACUGAGCAACAAAUUGGAAGAUGUGAUAAUAUGGGUAAAGUUGCCAUUGCCUGUUCCUUUUUUCUCUUUGAAUAUCAUUUGUAUGAUAUGCUCUACAAUUGCCUGUUUCAUUAUCCUACUACAUUGGCAUCGGACGGUGCUCCGAUUCGAUGCAACUUCGUUUGAUACUACUUUAGUUUUGUAGGCUGAAUUUUGUAUUUUAAAGGCUUAGUUCUCUCUCUAAACGACUUUUCGAUAGAUUUUUCUUGUACUUUAUAGUUUAAUGAAACGUUAUGAUUUUACUCGUGAA
Molecule: messenger RNA, 1758 nt
Organism: Cucurbita pepo subsp. pepo (vegetable marrow)
Lineage: Eukaryota; Viridiplantae; Streptophyta; Magnoliopsida; Cucurbitales; Cucurbitaceae
Product: CD2-binding protein-like protein
Cellular component (GO): U5 snRNP
Source: RefSeq, a predicted model, not a curated record